Messenger RNA from Rotaria sordida, 546 nucleotides. NCBI's taxonomy places the organism in Eukaryota, Metazoa, Rotifera, Eurotatoria, Philodinida, Philodinidae. The record is from the annotation of a GenBank genome assembly.
AUGUUGGAACUUGGUACAGGUGCUGGUUACAAUGCAAUUUUAGGUGCUUUGAAUGGAGCUGCCUAUGUUACUUGCACUGAUGUAUCGCAAGUAGCUGUGAACAAUGCACAGGAAAAUAUUGAUAAUCACCAAUUAGGAAAUCGUGUGACCGUUAUUCGUAGUGAUGUAUUUGACUCACUACCAUCAGAAUGUAAAUAUAAAUUCGAUUUAAUUUUCUGGAAUUUUCCAUUUGUUCACAUCAAUAAACCGGCUAGUGAGUUAACUGAUUUAGAACGAUGUGUAUAUGAUCCAGAACAUGAAGGGAUUGACAAAUGUUUACGUGACAUUAAACAGUUUCUUGUACCGGAUCGUGGUCGAGCAUUCUUUGCCUUUUCUACUACUCUUGCCAGUAUGGAACAAUUUUCUGACGUAGCUGCGAAGAAUAAUUGGAAAUUACAGCUUGUUAAUGAAUAUGAAACAACUGUCGGUGACGAUAUUGGUUUUGAAGAAGCAGGCGCUGGAGCUCAACUUGGUAUUUAUGAAAUAAUCGAACUCAAAAGAAACUGA